This is a messenger RNA of Panicum virgatum (switchgrass), 2042 nucleotides long. RefSeq names its product acyl-protein thioesterase 1 homolog 1-like. The transcript is spliced from 9 exons. Lineage: Eukaryota; Viridiplantae; Streptophyta; Magnoliopsida; Poales; Poaceae. The record is from RefSeq and is a predicted model, not a curated record. Bases 1009 to 1773 code for a protein of 254 amino acids. Gene Ontology annotation, molecular function: hydrolase activity.
AUAAGAAGGUGUACAUAACAUCUUUGUCACAAAACCUUGGAGUAAAUUUGAGAGAAAAAUUUCACAGUUAUUCUCAUUGUAUUAAAAGAAAUUCAUGUUAAGCUCUUAUUGUGGGGUUACUUCUGUUAGUACAUGUACCAUCAUGAAAGGUGUAAUCACGUAUAUGCUGCAAGUGGACUUGAAUUUCAGCCUGAUUUGGUUCCCAUAUCCAUGCUGAUUCGGCACUGAAACAUGAUAGAUAUGUCUUGCUAUAUAAUCAUCCUUCUUUUUAGCUCUGUACUGUAUCCUGAUGGUAUAUCAAUUGCUAGUUACAUUAUAAAAUUCUUUCAAUAUUGUUUUCCACUUGAACUUCUUACACCAAAUGAUUUUCUGUAUGUCUGUGGGCAGGUAAUGUCUCCAGCAAAGAACUUUUGCAGUUUCAUCUAAUAGAACUGUAGCAGUGAUGUCAAAAGAAAAGCUUCAUGACUAGAAAAUAAGUUAACUUGUGUUUAUUUCUUUCAAAUUUGUUUUGAGAUUGUCACAUAAGGAACUGCGUGGAUUUGUGUGCAGAAGGCAGUGCACAUUAAUAACCCAUGAAGCAGAGAAAUGUUUGGUGGCUGCAAAAUAGAGAAAAGGGAGAAGAUAACAUUUAUAUAUCUGGUUCCUUCUCCACUGCCAAAGAUGCAUCUUAGUAACCUGUGUGCCAAAUGCAUUUUCAUGAAAUGACCAAGUGCCACUGCCACCCUCACUGUAUAUCUCUGCUUGCAGGAUUCUUCACUCUAGAGCUAAAGCCUUUAAUCUUUUUAUCCUCCAGAUUCUCCUCUAUGACAGCUUGCAGUGAGCAAGGUGUGAAAAACCACGGAUUCAAGGAAUUUUUCAACAUAUAUUCUCCUCUACAGGCUUUUGCUAUAAAUAUAGGCCAACUGGGGAUGUGCACUUCACAGUUCCAAACCUUCAUAGCUUACAAGGAGUACCAGAGCUUAGAAGCAUCAGUAUUCAGCACAUAGUGCAACUAUUGCAGAACACACAAUGAGCUAUUAUGGCAGCAGCUCUUCUGGUGGACGAAGCGGUAGGAGAGUCGACUACGGGAGGACAUAUGUGGUGAGGCCAAAGGGAAGGCACCUAGCCACCAUUGUGUGGCUCCAUGGCCUAGGUGACAAUGGAGCAAGCUGGUCCCAGCUCCUGGAUUCUCUUCCUCUGCCAAAUAUCAAGUGGAUAUGUCCCACAGCAGCAACCCGUCCUGUCGCUGCUUUUGGUGGAUUCCCUUGCACUGCAUGGUUUGAUGUUGAGGACACAUCAAUAGAUGGCAGAGAUGACAUUGAGGGACUGGAUGCUUCAGCUGCACACAUUGCAAACCUGCUGUCAUCUGAGCCAUCUGAUGUGAAGCUUGGGAUCGGUGGUUUCAGCAUGGGCGCUACCGUUGCCCUCCACUCCGUAGCAUGCUAUGCUCAUGGCAAAUUCACAAGCGGCAUACCCUAUCCAAUCACACUCAAUGCAGUCAUCAGUUUGAGUGGCUGGCUCCCUUGCUCAAGGACCCUGAGGAGCAAGAUGGAGAGCUCACAAAUUGCUACUAGAAGAGCUGCUUCCCUGCCCAUCCUACUUUGUCAUGGAAGAGCGGAUGAGGUUGUGACCUACAGGAAUGGCGAAAGGUCAGCUGAGAUUCUGAGGUCCUCAGGAUUCGCAUAUCUGAGUUUCAAACCCUACAAUGGGUUGGGCCACUAUACCAUCCCUGAAGAAAUGGACGAUCUCCGGAAGUGGCUCAGCUCAAUACUUGGCCUCAACCGAUCUCGCUAAAAGAAGAGUAUUUGCGUAUGCGCAAUGGCUUUGGUAAUAGCACAUAUUUGAGAGAGAGUGACAAAACAGAGGGAGGUUCGGUUUGAUAGCUCGUAAUACUUCAUACUCUCUUACCUUCCAUGUGGCUUUUGUUGUCAUAGUCCUAAUUUAGUGGUAUGCAUUGCCGUAUGACCUAAUGACCGGCAAGGAGUGACUAUAUGUAAUCCAGUGCUUGUCUGAUCUUGAUGAUAAUAAAAAGGGAAUGCCGUUGAGGCCUCGGAUCCAUAGAA